Ilex paraguariensis (yerba mate) is the source of this 1766-nucleotide messenger RNA. The record is from the annotation of a GenBank genome assembly. NCBI's taxonomy places the organism in Eukaryota, Viridiplantae, Streptophyta, Magnoliopsida, Aquifoliales, Aquifoliaceae.
UAUGGAGAGAGAAAACACUGUUUACCUCUUUCCCACUGAACCUUUCUGUCACUUCAAAGCUUAAAACAAACUCUCUCUCCUUUCUAAUGGUCUAAUCAUUCCACUCUCUACCCAUUUUCGAGGGCCAAGUUUGGUGAGUUUCUGUGUGCUCAUUUGUAGCAAUGGAACAAGGAGAAAGCUACCGGAAGAAGGAGCUCAUAGCUUUGGUCAUAAUCCUACUUAUCGCCUCUCUCGCCAUUGCUUCAUUGCUCGUCGCCUUCGGCUACUACUGCUACAUUCGCAAUAAAGUCUCCAAGCGCUUGAAAACCCAGAAAAGGGUUGAAAAUGAGGAUAAAAGUAGCAGUUUUUCGAAAAUUAAAGUUGCUACCGAGAAGGGACUUCAGAUCUUCACCUACAAGCAGCUACAUUCAGCAACUGGUGGUUUUGGAAAGUCUAACGUUAUUGGGCAUGGUGGAUUUGGUUUAGUGUACCGAGGUGUGCUUCAGGAUGGGAAGAAGGUUGCAGUUAAGUUGAUGGAUCGGGCUGGAAAGCAGGGAGAAGAGGAGUUCAAAGUAGAGGUGGUAUUGCUGAGUCGGCUGCAUUCACCUUAUUUGCUGGCAUUAAUUGGCUACAGUUCAGAGAGUAACCGCAAAUUGCUGGUUUAUGAGUUUAUGGCUAAUGGUGGUCUGCAGGAACAUCUGUACCCCAUCAGUGGUUCUAAUGCCAUAUCUUCAAAGUUGGACUGGGAAACCCGAUUAGGAAUAGCUUUGGAUGCAGCAAAAGGUUUGGAAUAUCUCCAUGAACAUGUCAGUCCUCCAGUUAUUCACCGAGAUUUUAAGAGCAGCAACAUCCUUUUGGACAAAAACUUUCAUGCCAAAGUUUCUGACUUUGGACUGGCCAAGCUUGGCUCUGACAGAGCUGGUGGACAUGUUUCCACUCGAGUGUUGGGCACGCAGGGAUAUGUUGCCCCUGAGUAUGCAUUAACUGGGCAUCUGACCACAAAAUCGGAUGUGUAUAGUUAUGGAGUUGUCCUCCUUGAGUUGCUAACUGGCAGAGUUCCGGUUGAUAUGAAGAGAGCUCCUGGGGAGGGUGUUCUUGUAUCUUGGGCCAUGCCUCGGCUUACAGAUAGAGAGAAAGUUGUACAAAUUAUGGAUCCAGCAUUGGAGGGUCAGUACUCAAUGAAGGAGGUUAUUCAGGUGGCAGCUAUUGCUGCAAUGUGUGUACAACCAGAGGCAGAUUACAGACCAUUGAUGGCAGAUGUUGUGCAGUCACUGGUACCACUCGUAAAACAUCACAGGCCAACCUCGAAGGUAGGCAGCUGCUCUAGUUUCCAUGUUAAUCAGUCUCCUAAGGCGUAGGACUAUGAUUAAGCAAGUGAAACUAAUUGGAGACAUAUUUAAAACUAUUGUGAGCUCUGCAAUCUCUCUUAGGUUUAACGAAUGCUUCUUGUUGUUUAGAGCUUUUUGUGGUCUUUGGUAAUCUCUAGGGAGAAAAGGCCAGAUCGUUGUAGUAUUAGGCCCUGGGGAAGAAGAGAAUGUAGUCUUAUCUGAAUCCAAAACCUUAUUUAGUGACCUUGGUUUAUGUAUAUGCUAGAAUCCUAAAAACAGCCCAUGCUUAAAAUAUCACUCUAGAAUUAGCUUACUUAGAAGACAUACUUUGAAAAUUUGUUAAGCUUUUGAGAACUUUAAGCGACGCAUGUUUGUCCAGUACCAGAACAAAAAAAAGAUACUUUUUCAAGGUCAUUUCGAGUUGGCAAUAUUGUUGUUCUGUGUUCUGGCUAGUAGCAG